Podarcis lilfordi (Lilford's wall lizard) is the source of this 4114-nucleotide messenger RNA. The record is from the annotation of a GenBank genome assembly. Lineage: Eukaryota; Metazoa; Chordata; Lepidosauria; Squamata; Lacertidae.
CAGCAGGUUCUAAGAAUUCCCAUCAAAGCUGAGCAUUUCCCUUCUUUGGCCAUCUCAUUCAGGACCUCCCCAUUGUCGUGCCAAAGUUUUCUAAUAUCCAGAGGCUCCUCAGAUGAGUCUAAGGUAAACAGGAGGAGACAUAUGACAAGGUAUGAAAUUGAUUCUGCUAACCAACAAUGGUCAAUGUCAGGAAGGGUUAUUAUUGAUCGUCCGCUGUUGCACUACAUGAGGACAUUCUAGUUUAUUUUAUCUUCAUUAUUUUGGUAAAUGGAUGGUGUUUUAUGUAUGUUCCCUGCCAUGAGAUCUUAGGAUAAAGGGCAAGUUAUAGCUAUUUUAAAUAAAUAAAACUCCCAAGAAGCAAGGAAGCUGGGUUUAUGGGAUGCAAGGGGCUCCAGCUCCCCAAAUAUUUUGGGGGCAGGGAGAUGCAUCCUCCAAUAUUGAGGGGGCCAUCACCCCCUGCCACCCCCUGUGCACCCCAGUCUCUGCCUGGCAGCCCAGGAACCCAGGAGCCAGGUGGGGGCUGGGACAAGCGAGGGCAAUCUUUGCCUUCGCUCGCCCCAGCCUCCGCCUGACAGCCCAGGAGCCAGGCAUAGGCUGGAACUAGCAAGCACAAAGAUUGUCCUCUGAAAGUCCCACCCCCACCCAGCACAUGCUGGGCAGUGUCACAUGACCACACCCCCUCAAUGUGUGGGGCAAGUUGGCGCCCCUGCCAAGAAGGCACCCACUUUCCAUGCAAAACCAAUGGAGAUGCACCAUAAGUGCAACCAAGAAAAGUGCUGGUACCUACUAUCUAAGUGGGAAUAUCAGGAUGUGAGACCUGUGGGAAGCAUGAAAUGCAUACUGGGCAGCUACAAACUGCACACAUGUGUCUGCUAUGCCUUUUCGUAGGGCUGUUCAUCCACAAAAAAUGUUUCUUAUCCUGUACAUUCUAGCACUUUUCCCCCAUCACCUUUCUAACAGCCAUAAUGUCCAAAAAACAAAACAAAAAAAGUGCAAUGGAAAACAUGGGAUAAUAGCCACUAGUUGCUAGUGACAUUUAACCUCCAUGCAAACAUAUCAGGAUGAAUAUUCAAUGAACAGGCAACAGGCUUUAUCUCAGUGUCUUAUAAUAACAAUGUCUUUAUUUCCACAACACUUUCCUAUGUAAGCACACUUGGGGAUCUGUAAUAAACCAUGAAUUCUGAAGUAGACACGAUACCAUGUCCUUUGGAAUGCAUCCCAUGUUAAGCUAAGCCAUGGUUAACAUAAACCAAGGUUUACAAACCAGCUGCAAACCUUGGUUAAUACAUAAACCAAAGUUAAGCUGAGGUGCAGGUAUGGACAAUCAGGCUUAACUGUGCUUAAGUUAAAUCAGGGUUUAUAAACCAUGGCUUAGUGUCACAUGCAAACCAGGUUGUGUUUCUACUACUGAGUGCACAUAUCAGCACUAUGUAAGUCCUUGACAUCUGUUCAGUCUUGUCUAUGCAGUAUUAAGGGUUCAGGGUGCUAACAAAAACAGCAAUACACCAGUAGCGGUCACGAUGGUCAUGUCACUUGUUAUUUAUUUUGUUUUUGUUUUUUUAAAUAAUAUUUAUUAGUAGUUUCAGAAUUAUAGAAGAUAAUGAAAAAAUAAAAACAGCACAAUAAUACCUAAAAAAGAGAGGAAAAAAACAGUACAACAAUACAACAGUACAGCAAAAAAAAUACAAAGGAAAAAGGAAAACAAAAAAAGGAAAAAAAACACAAAUCCCAAAUUACAUAUCUAUAACUUCCAUUUGCUUGUUUCAUUGACCUCCUCACACCUCCCUUCUUGCAUUCUAGUUCAAUUAGUUAUUUCAGCAAAUUCUUUCCAUCUUCCUCAAUUUUUGUUACAAAAUUUAUCUUAAAAAUUUAACCUAAUAAUUAGCUCAACAAAUCCUUUCCAUCUUUCCCCAUAUUCUGUUAUUCAAAUUACUUUAGUUUAUUUAACCUUAUCUUACCCUAAAAUACCUUAAAGCUUAAAUCUUAGUUUUCAAAUAUACAUAACUCCUGAUAUCAUUUUUGCUAGAGUCAUAUAGUUUCAUUCCAACAUUUUCCCUAAUAUUCAUUCAUUUUAAGCUAGUUCCCUAAAUAGAAAGUUUUUAUUUAUAAAUUUUUUCCAAUCUUCAUCCCACGUCUCUUCUUCCUGUUCUCGGAUCGUGUCAGUCCUUACUGUCUUACUUGUUAUUUAUUUUGAGUCUAUGAAGAAACACAAAACCUUGGUGUAUUGCAGCACCAUGUUUUAUCUGAUCGCUAUGGACUGCAGUGCUGCAACCAAAAGGGAUCCCAAAGGGACUUACUCCUGUAAGCAACAAUUGUGUUGUGAGAUUGCUUAGAUAUCCUGACUCUGAUGCUCAACAGGAAUCCUACUUUCACUUCAGCAGUUGACUACCAAGGGAAUUCACAGCCUCAUUCCUUCUUUACUUAUGCUUUGGUUUUUUGGCAGGGUGACAAGAGCUUUUAUCCCUCUCCAAUUCUGCUAACGCAAUUCCACUUCCACAAAGUCAGAAAAGGGCAUGAGGAAAGGUGCAACACUAUGGGGGAAGUUGCGAUUGUGGUAGACAAUGGCAGUGCCUUCAGUCGAUCAGGCUUUGCAGGAGAGGAAAGGCCAAGGAUUUCCAUGAAGACAACAUACUUGCCUCCCACUGAUCCGGGGAUGACUCAGGACAAACAUCUAUCUAUUUCCUGUAGUGUCCAUGCCAAAGGCAGCUCCAGAAGAUCCUCAGACCAUCCAGUUAGGCAUGGCAUCAUAGUGGACUGGGAGGCUAUGGAGAAUCUGUGGAGCCAUCUCUUCUACUGUGGAUUGAGAGUGCCUGUUGAGGACCAUCCUACGCUGAUGACUGACUCUCCCUCCUGCCCUACUACAAACAGAGAGAAGAUGGCAGAGGUGUUUUUUGAGAGCUUUGGUGUCCCAGCUUUACAUGUGGCCAACACAGGAUUCCUCUCCCUCUGCGCCUGUGGUAGAGUCACUGGACUGGCUGUGGAGGCAGGGGCAGGAGUUUCUCAUGUCACUCCGAUCUACUCUGGGCAAACCUGGAUGGAAGGCACCUACCGACUAGACGUGGCUGGGAGGGCUCUCUGCAAGCACAUGCAUGCCCUGCUGCUGGAGAGUUCCAAUGACCCACAGCUUCUUGGGUCCUUGGAUAAAAAGAUGGUGGCCCGGCUUACAAAGCAGUACUGCUAUGUGUCCAUGGACUAUGAAAGGGAUCUUCAAGGCAAGGCUUGCCAGGACCCUGUGAGCGUUCAGAUCCCUGAUGGGCACUUGUUAAUGUUAGACAAAGAACGUAUUUGCUGCCCAGAGCCACUCUUCAGGCCACAUCUGUUGAGCCAGAACUCCCCGGGACUUCAUAUCUUGGCUUUCCAAAGUUUGCAGAAGUUUCCAGCUGAGUUUCAAGGAGAGCUCAUGCAUAAUGUUGUAUUAUCAGGAGGCUCCUCAUUGUUUCCUGGCUUUCCAGAGAGGAUGUGCAAGGAACUGCAUGCCUUGCUUCAUGGCAGGGGGCACCCUAUAAAAAUUCUGGCUUCCCCAGCAAGAGGCAAGGCAGCAUGGCUUGGGGGCUCUUUGGUGGCCUCACUCAGCUCUUUCAAUGGCUUUUGGAUGAACAAAGAAGACUAUCAAGAGCAUGGGGCAGCUUAUGUGCAUGAGAAAUUCAAGUAGGCAAAGAAAAUGCUUCGACUAAGAUAAGGCAAAAGCAUAAUGGGGAAGAGAGAAAACAGCAAGAGCACAGUGGCUUUCCAAAUGCAAUUGUAUUUUGUAUCCAGCCAAAAUUCGGUGCUUUGUGUCAUAUUGAUUUCUGCUCUCAGCUCUUUCUCCUUGAAAUCAAUGGGAGUUAAAUAAAUGGAGGUCUGAUUGUGCACCUAAACUCUCUAUGGAAACAGGUUUUUCUUUAGCAAAUGGAAAUGGAAAUACAAGAAGAGAAAAAUGCACGGAUACCCAUCAUUUCUAUAAUCAAAUUGAGAGAAAAAGAAGUAUCAUUCAUUACAACAUGACCAACUUUACACAUUAUGCAUUCUACUUAUCUGGUCAUUAAAACUUCAUACCUGUUGCCAAUUUUCUAAGAGAAAUGAAGAAAUGAAAGCAAAACAAAAUCAAACAGUGAACCAUUAACUCAAAUGCAAC